UUGAUCGAGAUGCUGAUUAAAUCACAGUAGGGCCUGUUAUCUGCAGUAAAAUAUACCUGCAUGUAUCAGGAUGGUGAAUGUCAUCUUAAAUUGCCUCCAUUUCUAAUGUAUGCAAAUGGAUGUUAUGCCCUCAUAUCCUUGGAAAAGGCACACAAUCAUCUUAAGAAUCAUAUAAUCUUAUACAAUACAUAAAGCAUUUUAUAUUGAAUAUUCCUAAUAAUUAAGGAGUGGUGUCACCUACAUACUAAACAAAUGGCCACCAGGUGGCAGUGGCAUUGCACCCCUCACAGAGCCGUAUAUGGCUCUGACCCCUCAUUGUGAAACCUCAGCAAAGCAGAGCUGUGUGAUGGAAAAUACUGUCAUCUCGAUUUACAUCCACGUUUACCUCAAGAGUGUAGCUAACACAUAGGUGAGGAAUAUGAUCAUCUUAAUCAUAAUGACAUCAAUGAAUGCAUUAAAGCUAAUGAAAGGGGUCAUGCAACUUCUAAUGUGGCAAAUGACAAGCAAGCUAUAUGCCUAUUCAAGUCAGUCCUACGUAGCAAAGCUUUUAUUGCAUUGCAUUGCAAAGGGCACUAACAGGUGUGGUAAAACACACAAGGUCUGCCUACUAUAAUCAUUAACUGAGAGCGGAGACGAUGAAGGCCAUUGUACAUUUCGUUGAGUAGUGUUGUUGCUGCUGCAGAGUAACUUAAGGGAAAUUCUAUUAUUAUUUUUGAAUUGUUUUAUUAAUUGAAUGUUAAAUUUAGAUUAUGGAGAAACAUUUCUGUUGUAGGCCAUUGUAAAUUGCCUCAAAUUUGCCUGAGCUAUUCUCAAUAAUUGGUUACUUUCUGUGGAUGGUCCUACAGUAAUGUGCUACACCUAGGCUACUGUUUAUGGUUCAAUGAAGCAUUUUUUCAUCCACCAUACAGCAAUAAACACAAGUUACAAAACAGCAUAAAGGUUGUUUCAUAACGUGAGUGCAGGUACAAAUUCAUCAUUCCCAUGAACGCCUCCCAUUCACUCAACUGUGUGGGCUGUAUUUGUGUAAGAUGAAAAAACACAGGAGUGGUUCUUUCUCUCUCUCUCUCUCUCUCUCUCUCUCUCUCUCUCUCUCUCUCUCUCUCUCUCUCUCUCUCUCUCUUAUUUCUUUCUUUAUUUAUUUAUUUAUAUUCCACAUAAAAAGGAAAUCCACCAAAGAAGAGUCAAAGCAAAAUAAAGUCAUGGGCUUUUCAGAAGGGUCUUACUCGCCAAUCCCAUACUUGACUAAACCCACGCUGGUGUGGUGACAUUUUAUGUGAAGCUGAACCAAAUGCAAAAAAAGUAAUAAUAAAAUUGGACCUCUGGCCAAGGUUAAAAAUGAAAUGCAAGUGUAAUGCAAAGGUCAUGGAUGCAAAUAGUGUCCCCUUUUCUUGGAAUCAGAUUAUGUUGUAAAAUAAAGAAAAAGGAAAGCAACAGUGCCCUGAUUAAGAGAGACAGCAUUUGGGCAUAAAGUAUACCCCCGCAGCCCCCGUGAGGUAGGGGGGGCCACACGAGGCGGGGGCCCACAUGGGCCCUUGACUUGAAGAAACAGGCCCCCUCCACAUGAUAUUAGGCCCGAUUUUUUAGUUCAGGGGCCCAUUCUUGGUAGCUUGCAGGGGGGCCUGAAGUACUUGCGUUACGCCAGUGUGGGGAACUACCUCUCAGCAUGCACAGCUGACCAGUGUUUUUGGUAAACACCUGAGCUUCCUUCAAUUCUUCCUUCCAUUCUUGCUUGGGAGACUUCCGUCCAUUCUUCUUGGUAAAAGGGUGGGUUUAUGUCAGGGGACCAAGAAAAAUACAGUGUGCACCUCUCCUCUUUCAUCUUCUGAAUUAAGUACAGCUUGAGCUUGGCUUUUGUGACAGAGAAGCCUAGGCCUAACAUUCUUUCAACUGUGUGUUUUGCCAUAGAGAAUACUACUGGAGCAAAGCAUGGAACAGUGUGUGUUUAACGGUGAAACCUUUGUUACACUAUUUCCACAAACUCCUUUGCUCAAUGCAUGUAAACACUAAUAUAAAAAAAAUUAUCAUCCCAGAGACACACUUCCAAAAUGCACCUGGGUUGUGUAUGGCAAUAAACAAACAUGUCCCAUGUCUCUUCCCUGCCAUUUGCAGGCUUUGAUGAUGUUCUGACUUGGUCCUUUAUUUUUCAAACAUCAGUUAUUCCAGCUAUUUAUAAUUUUUUUCAUCAUUCUAAUUAUGUGUGCUGCUGAAUGUUGGAUAGAAAGAACUUCGAUGUGGGGCUAUAUGCUGCAGUACGGCCAAUUGCAUCACAAAGUAAUCAGAUCCAAGACAGAAAAGAUAUAGGGCAAGCACAUGUUCAUCCUAAUAUGCUGAAUUAAUUAUACAUAUUUAAAAUAAAAUAGUGUAUGAUGUUCAAUCAUGAACAAAAAAGUUUUAGGAUUGGCAUAGGCCUACAGCCUAUUCAUCACAUUGUUAACAGGUGCCCACAUGAUGCAAACAGUGCAAUUGGAGUGUUUUUUGUUUUGUUUUGUGUGAUAUGAAUGAAACAUUUCAGUAACCUACAUGAAGUCAUACAAAUAGCCUAGUUACCACUGACAUGUGUCUGUCUGUAGCCUACUCCGUUUUAAAGCAAUUAAAAAGGCUAGCCCUGAACUCUCGGUCGGUCUCUCUGGGGAGAAAACAAUAGCAUUGCCAUCAGUGUCAAUCAUAUGACUCUAUCUUGCAUAAACCACCAGUGGGCAGAAGUUCAGUCGCCCAAGUUCUUACGGCCUGUCUGAUCACCGAACGUGCUCUGUCCACCUCCUCCCAUUUCCACAUUCAAUAGCCUGGACUCUAUAUAAGCUGCGACUGCAAUGACUCUGAAUGAUUCCAUGUAACGAUUCCGACAAGCGGAUUCCGCCGGCCAAUUUAAAACUUACAUUUUCUCUGAGGAAGACGGGUGUAGGGGAUGGCGGAGCUGAAAAGUCAUGUCAGCUUGCAGAUGGCUGAGGACAUGGGAACCAAUGGUCGCGCAGGGCCCAAAGUGAACACCAUGGGAAGCGGCAGGCCUCAGCGCGGCUCUGUUGUCAGCUUCCACAACAUCCAGUACAAAGUGAAAGUGAAGAGCGGCCUCCUCUGCAAAAGAAAGGUUACAGACAAAAACAUUCUUGUAGAUCUCAGUGGGAUCAUGCGACCUGGUUUAAAUGCUAUUUUGGGACCAACUGGAGGCGGGAAGUCCUCGUUCUUGGAUGUACUGGCUGGCAGGAAGGAUCCCGGAGGCCUCUCUGGAGAGGUGCUAAUUGAUGGAGCUCCUCAGCCCCCCAAUUUCAAAUGCCUGUCUGGCUAUGUGGUCCAGGAUGAUGUGGUGAUGGGGACACUGACUGUGAGGGAGAAUCUACGUUUCUCUGCGGCGUUGCGUCUGCCAACGUCAGUGAGUCAAAAGGAGAAGGAGGUGCGCGUCAACAACCUUAUCGAAGAGCUGGGGCUUGGCAAAGUGGCCGACUCAAAGGUGGGCACCCAGCUGAUCCGAGGCAUCUCCGGGGGAGAGCGCAAGAGGACCAACAUCGGCAUGGAGCUCAUCAUCGACCCGGCUGUUCUCUUCCUGGAUGAGCCCACCACCGGCCUCGACGCCAGCACUGCCAACUCAGUCCUGGUGCUGCUGAAAAAGAUGGCUAGCCAUGGGCGCACAAUCAUAAUGUCCAUCCACCAGCCGCGGUACUCCAUCUACCGCCUGUUUGACUCGCUCACCCUGCUCGUCAGUGGCAAGCAAGUGUACCAUGGACCAGCCCAGGAAGCACUGGAAUACUUCUCCAAUAUAGGUUACACGUGUGAAGCCCACAACAACCCGGCAGACUUCUUCCUAGAUGUCAUCAAUGGAGACUCCACAGCAUCUACUCUCAACAAGAUGGACAAGAAUGGAGAUAUUAGCUUUGAGGAGAGGAACAGCAACCUUCAGAGUAUUGAGGACCAUUUGGUCAAAGAGUACUGUAACAGCAGCUCUGCUCGGGAGACCAAGGCAGAGGUGGACCGCAUCAUCCAAGGCAAACAGCUACACACUGGACACAAGUCUCGCACCGUCACCUACACCACCUCGUUCCUGCACCAGUUUAAGUGGGUACUCAAGAGAACAUUCCGGAACCUAUUUUUGAACCCACAGACCUCUGUGGCACAGCUUGGCGUCACCAUCUUCCUGGCUCUGAUUGUAGGAGCUAUUUUCUUUGGUGUGAAAGACGACCAGGCUGGUAUCCAGAACAGAUUCGGCGCGUUGUUCUUCAUCGUCACUAACCAGUGUUUCAGUUCUCUGUCAGCCGCUGAGCUCUUCAUCACAGAGAGAAAGCUCUUCGUCCACGAGUACACCAGUGGCUACUACAGGAUCUCUGUUUACUUCCUGUCCAAGAUCUUGUCUGAUAUCAUCACUCUGCGCACAUUCCCAGCGAUUGCAUUCACAUGUGUGUCGUAUUUCAUGAUAGGGUUCAAGCCCGCUGUUGGAGCCUUCUUUGUCUUCAUGCUGACGGUGACCCUUGUGUCCUACACCGCCUCAGCGAUGACCAUGGCCAUCUCAGCUGAUCAGACCAUCGUGGCGGUCGCCAAUAUCUUCAUGACCAUCAGCUUUGUCUUCAUGAUGAUUUUCUCUGGCCUGCUGGUAAAUCUGACGACAAUCAUGGACUGGCUGAAUUGGUUGAAGUACUUCAGUAUCCCUCGCUAUGGCUUAACUGCUUUUCAGAUAAAUGAGUUUGUUGGCCUCAAAUUCUGCGAGGGGAUGCCUCCCCUUGUCAAUAUCACUGGUGGUUACCAACCAAUUUGCACAGGGGAGGCUCACCUGGAGCAGCAGGGUAUUGACUACUCCACAUGGGGCCUGUGGCAGAACCAUAUGGCACUAGGGCUCAUGACUCUCAUCUUCCUCACCAUCGCAUACCUGAAGCUGCGCUUCAUGAAGAAGUUCACAUGAUCAUCAUGCUGCAGAGUUAGUGGGUACCUUCCAAUAUGCAGACUCCUGUCCUCCCUUGCUCACUUGCCUCCUUGCGGCCUAGUGAUGACGUCAGGACAACAGAAUUGUAUUUCAAUAUCUCGUAAAAGCUCAAUUCUUCUUUUCUCAGUUUAAAACGGGAUGGUGAAUGAAUGAAUAGUCCCCCAAAAGUUGUUGUGGCUAGGCGGACAGCAGGGAAACUUGAUUGUUUUCUCCAAGGAGGCAGGGCGUCAGUGAAACACAAGGCCACAAGCACAGACUGAGGACGGGAGUUUGCAUAUUGGAAUCCAGUCCACCCAGUGUCUUGAGGUAAAUCAAAUUGGACCAGCCACAGGAAACACCAUGGGGUGGGGUUCAGUUCGUUUGCUGUACAACUUAUGUCCGUAUACCAUUAAUUGUUAAAGAUGUAUAUUUUCACAAUGAUAUUUCACUUUGAUAUUGCUUUUCUAGUGUAUAUUCUAUUUAUCUUCUGAAAAUUAUGUUCCUUUUAUAGUUCUAACCCAAAUAUUUAAAAUCAUUUGCAAAACUGAUUGAAAUCAUAUACUGUAUGUAUGUGUAGCUUUUUUAAAAAAAAAAGACAAACAUUUAUGUCAAAAUCUUUUUCUGUUCCUUUUUUACAUUUGUUUUUGAAACGGUUGUGUUAUUGCAAUGGUGUUGUUUAAAAAAGGCAUUUUGUAUUCUGGAUUUUCAAGAAGCUUGUUUGAAGUAAACUAAUUAUGCUCCAAAAAUAACCAGCGCUGUCUUUUUUUAUGAACUUUCAAGAAAGACUUAAAACGUUGAAUAGGUCAUGCAUCCAUAGAUAAAAGAAAUAUCCUUAGUCUGUCAUAACUGUGACUGGGCCCAUUACAUGUUGUC
Molecule: messenger RNA, 5758 nt
Organism: Engraulis encrasicolus (European anchovy)
Lineage: Eukaryota; Metazoa; Chordata; Actinopteri; Clupeiformes; Engraulidae
Product: broad substrate specificity ATP-binding cassette transporter ABCG2-like
Exons: 16
Coding region: 2906-4885 (659 amino acids)
Biological process (GO): transmembrane transport
Cellular component (GO): plasma membrane
Molecular function (GO): efflux transmembrane transporter activity; ATP binding; ATP hydrolysis activity
Source: RefSeq, a predicted model, not a curated record